Molecule: messenger RNA, 1657 nt
Organism: Scylla paramamosain (green mud crab)
Lineage: Eukaryota; Metazoa; Arthropoda; Malacostraca; Decapoda; Portunidae
Exons: 3
Coding region: 180-425 (81 amino acids)
Source: RefSeq, a predicted model, not a curated record
CUCCUUAUCACAAAAUAGUCAGUUGGGUGGUUCCUGUAGCGCUCCAGUCAUCCCUCCAAUCUGUGUCUUGAUUCAGGAGGACGCUGCCAUCCAUACACCUCUGCCCCUAACACUGAGAUCCGUGAUUACCAGCUCCACAGAGUUGAGGGUUUGCGGUGAGCAGUGAGCACUGAGGAAUCAUGGGUCAGGGAGGAGAGGGUAGUGGCAGCAUGGCGUGGUCCAUCGUGUGGCUAAUCAUCCUACUGCUUGUAGGGUUCUGGCUGGCUGGACUGUGUGCCUUCCUUUAUAUCAUCCUCAACAUCUUUGCUGCCUGCAUUGAGGGUCUGAAUCCUGUGUGUGAGAUACUGCUGAAGGGAGUGCAAGCGACAGGGACGUGUGCCCAGUACAUGGUGAAGGGCACACCCAUCAGCGAGGCCUUCAAGUGAGGACGGCCUCCCUCUGAAUGAUGGCAACCCUGCUCAACAAUCAGUUUGAAUGGAGAUCUGUUUUCUUUACAAAUGCCAGGCAUGCUGACAAUGUUCAUAAAAGAUCUUAAUUCUAGUGAUUAUGGUACAAUGUGAAAGUGUGAUAGACAGAGAUGAGUUCUGGAAGCCAAGGGUCCUCUGGAAUGUUUCCCCUGCAGCAUGGAGAUCUUCUAUCACCUGUCUAAUCUUCAUCAGUGAUUGCAGCAUGCAUGUUGUGUGUUAUCUUUCAAGUUGAUAACAUAGUGUCUUUCCUUUUCCCCUCCUUUGUAUCUUUACCACCAAGACACACUACACUGAAUCAUGCAAAUCCUGUCUCCUCUUCCUCCAUUCCACUAUUACUCACUGAAAACACACCAAUCACCUUCCUUUAUUCCAUACUUUUACCCUCCUUUCAUUAGAUAUGUAAAUAUAUUUUGCAGUAUUAGUCACAAGGGAAAAUAUAUGUACUGUAAUUUUAUAACUAUAAGGGCUGCAUCUCCUCCAUCUUAUGUUCUCGACUGAACAGAAACGUCAGCAAGCCAUCGAGUCAGAAAAUUAUGUGUAAAUGUUAUUAAAGUAAGAUUUAACUGAACUGCAUUUCAAAAGUGAACAUAAAAUUAUGCAUACGAUUUUUCUGGCAACAAGAGUUACCUGAAGAGCCUUCCAUCAAUGCAAAAAUGAGGGUAACUUUAAGGGAUAAGGGAGAAACACACCCUUCCACCUAGAUAUCUGUUAUCACAGGUAACUGAGAGAUAGCUGAGAGACCAACAACCCAGGGUUGAAACUUGUGCAGUCACACUCCACAAUGUUCUCUACCUUACAUCUAUGACUCUCGCUAAGUCUGAGAUUCCUUACCACCUUUCUCCCACCCAAUAGUCCAAUUUUUGUCCUUAAAUAUAAGUAUAUCAGCCUAUAUACCAGGCUAGCAAUCCCACACAGGGCAGUCCAGACAAAGCACCAUACAAUUAUAAGUCAUUCACACUCUUAGCCCUGUCAGCCCCUGGUGGGAAGGGACAGUCUCAUGGACCACCCCAGGAGCUUAGGCAUAGCAUACUUUCUUAAAUACAUGUACUGUACUAUUAAGUCUUUUGAAUACGGCACAUUUGGCACAUACCAUACAAAAUGCUGAUGAUCAUAAUCGUUGUACAUGAGUAACUAUAAGAAGUACAUGUCAUAUGCUCCUUGUUAAGGGUUGAUUAAAAGUACAUACUUGA